AUGAGCAGCAGCAUGAGUUUAAGAUCAAGUAGAUUUUCUCUAAUGCAAGGUGAAAGAAAAGUGCAAACUCAAAAUCUUUCUGAAACUUUCGAAGAUGAAAUUUUCGAUGAUGAAUUCUUCAAUGUAGAUCAUAAAAGCUUGUUGAUAGAGCUCUGUGUUAAUGCUACUCUUUUUGAUUAAGUUACAAAAAACUCUUUAUUCAGCUUUGAGUUAAAGAUUGGAGAUGAGUUAAUUACAAAAUGGAAUGAAUUAUAAAGAGAGGAUAAAAAAUAUUUCAGAAAAUGUAGAAUACCACUGAAAUUCAAGUAUCUAGAUAAAACUAUUAGUAUUGAGGUUAAUCCAUAGAAAAAGCAGAAACCCUUACUUCUGAUGGACAAUGAAAGCGAAGACAAUUAAUAAAAUAAGGAAAAUUCAUUGACACCAUCAAGAAAAUCAAAUCAUGAGGGAGAAUACAACUUCAUGUAGAAUCUUGAAAAUCUGAAAAUAAUGAUGCCUGCAUUCAACGUCAAGCAAAAUCUGUUACCAGAGAAUGCAAUCGAGAUAAGCAUAGUUGAAGUGAGAAAGCUAUAAAAUAAAUAUAUCACCUUUAUUCUCUAGCUACCAUCAUCUUUAAAGAGCUUGCUAACUAGCACCUAUCUCAAGAUUUUUGAAGUUCGAGGAUAACAAAAAACAAAGAUCUAGGUUUCUGAUUUUCAGCUAAUUGAUCAAUAAACUAUCAUACUUAAAAUGUGUAUCUAGCACUAUGAGGAAAAGCACUUUAAUAAAAGAGAGUUCUUAAUAUAGUUUGAGGACUAGAAUAAUCAUCAGUUAGGAUACUAUAAGAAAUUCUUGGAAAAGCUAAAUUUGUCCAAGCCAUUUGCUGAAAUUGACUUUAAAGGAUCAGAUCUAGUUGAAGCUCCUCAUUUUCCAACGAAUAAUUUCAAGUUAGUUGGCACAUUCUAAAAUGGAAAGAGGGAGUAGAUCCUACAGAAUAUUAAAAAGAAAAGUGGUAGGUAUCAUCUUGAUAAGUCUCCCUUGGAUGAUCCAGAUUAUCUUCAGCGUUCAAAAAAAUCCUUAUCAUCUGAGAUUCAUACAGAGCAAGGUUAGAUUUAUGGGCCUAUGAAAAUUGAAACUUUUCCCUCAAUAAGUUAUUUCUUGUGCUCAGGCCACCUUCAAAUUAUUCCAGUAAUUGCUAUAGAUUUUAGCUUAGGAAAUCUAAAAUUCUAAAAAGACCUAUGUCUACAUACAACUCGCAUGGACAAGCCUAAUGAUUACAGAGAUUUACUAACCUACAUUGCUGAUUACUAUUCAAAUAUACCUGAGUUACUAUUAUUAGGAUUCUCUGCAAAGAUAAACAAACUUAAUAAAACAUCAUCAAAUUUAUUCCCUCUCUCAUUGAACUUAAAAACUCCAUUAAUUCCUAAUGAGUAGCAUAUAAUAGAGCGUACAUAUACUGAUUGCCUAAGAGAAAUUGAAUUAUCCACACCAAUUAUAAUUACGCCUACAUUUAACUUAAUUAAGAAGAUAGGUUAGUUAAUUCAAGAUGCUUAUGCAGAAAAUCAGCAUAGAGCAGAUAGUUUCUAUGUACUAUAUGUAUUAACAGCAGGCAUCCUUGAUGAUAUUGAAGAAGUAUUAAAUUAGAUUGAUGAUAACUUUGGAAGUCUGCCCUUGCAAAUUCAUUUAAUAAACUUGUCAGCUUUUAAUCUUGAGUCUGAAGAUUUGGAUUCUAUUAAAUUUCAGGAAUAUACUUCUUAAUAUAAUUAGCAAUUUUCUGGAUUUUCUCAAUUCAACGUUCAUUACUAUGAUAGAUUAAAAAUAAAAUACCUAAAUAAUAGAGAAUUAGCUUUGAGAUAGCUAAAAGAAUAGGCAUUAGACGUGGUAACUAAAGAUGUGGAAAGUUAUCUAUUUCUAAACAAUCUGAAGCCAAAUAAAUAUAUCAUGCAUCAAACAUCUAUGAAAAUUGCUUAGGAAUACAUAUCAAAAGUAUUUGAAUAGGAAAAUUAAAAUUUAGUUGAGAAAUUAGUAGAAAGAGGUUAUGAUAGAAAUAAAAUAGAAGAUGCUCUAAUUAAAGGCAAAUUUUAUGAAUGGGACAUAGAGAACGUGAUUAAGAUUCUAGAAUUUGAAGACAAAAAACCUGAAAAUUCCCUUAAAUAAUGA
This is a messenger RNA of Stylonychia lemnae, 2136 nucleotides long. NCBI's taxonomy places the organism in Eukaryota, Ciliophora, Spirotrichea, Sporadotrichida, Oxytrichidae. The record is from the annotation of a GenBank genome assembly.